Molecule: messenger RNA, 1485 nt
Organism: Strongyloides ratti
Lineage: Eukaryota; Metazoa; Nematoda; Chromadorea; Rhabditida; Strongyloididae
Product: Sugar/inositol transporter family and General substrate transporter family and Major facilitator superfamily domain, general substrate transporter and Major facilitator superfamily domain-containing protein
Exons: 3
Coding region: 1-1485 (494 amino acids)
Biological process (GO): monosaccharide transmembrane transport
Cellular component (GO): membrane
Molecular function (GO): hexose transmembrane transporter activity
Source: RefSeq, a predicted model, not a curated record
AUGAUGACAGCAGAACAGGCAUCAUCUACUGAUACGUCAACCGUUGGAAAAAAUGAACAAACUACUGCUUUAUUGUCUCAUGAAUCUGCUGCACAAAAUUUGAAUAAAGCAAAAGUUUCAGGACUUGAGGGGAAACUAACACCAACACUAAUCCUUUCUAUGAUAUUUGCUGUUAUGAGUUCAUUUCAAUUUGGUUUUCAUAUUGGAUGCCUUAAUGCCCCAGAAUCAUUAAUCACUAAAUGGAUUGAAAUUAAUCACAAAGAAUUAGGUGGUGAUCCAAAAGAUCCUGAAGAAUUUAAAUUUCUUUUUGGUGUAAUUGUUGGCUUAUUUGCAUUUGGAGGUAUUUUUGGUGGAUUUUUUUCUGGAGCUGUUGCUGAUAAAUUUGGAAGAAAGAGGGGUUUACUACUAAUUAACAUUCCAAUACUUAUUGCCACAUUAUUAAUGGGUUUGGCAAAGUAUGUUGGAAUUUAUUAUUUUCUGUUUGUUGGAAGAUUUCUUAUUGGUAUUUCUUGUGGUUUAGCUUCAGGACUUGCUCCAAUGUAUUUAUGUGAAAUUGCCAGUGUCAAUUUCCGUGGUUUAUUUGGAUCUCUUAAUCAGUUGUUUGUAACAAUUGCUAUUUUGUUUUCACAAGUACUUGGUCUUCCAUAUAUCUUUGCACUCGAAUCUCCAAAAUAUGAUCUUAUUAUUAAAAAUAAUAGUGUUGGUGCCGCAGGAUCAUUAAGAAAACUUAGAGGAUGUGAAAAUGUAGAAGCUGAAUUGGAAACAUUAAGAAGUGAGGCUGAUGAGGCAAGACGUCGUCAAAAUGUCAAGAUGAGCGAUCUGUUUAAGGGUGAAUUAAGAUGGCCAAUGACAAUUGCUAUUGUUAUGAUGUUAUCACAACAAUUUUCUGGUAUUAAUGCUGCAAUGUUCUACUCAACAGAAAUAUUUAAAAGUGCUGGUUUGAAAGGUAAUGCACCUGUUUAUGCAACAAUAGGUAUGGGAUUGGUUAAUGUCAUUCAAACUGUCAUUUCAACAUGGCUUGUUGAUCAUCCUAAAUUUGGACGUCGAUCAUUGCAUUUGAUAGGAUUAAUUGGAAUGUUCUUCACUUCAAUAGCUAUUGUAGGAUCUUUGUCUCUUCAAAAAUCUGAUGCUUCUAGUGAUAUCAAACAAUUUGGUUCAUAUGGUGCUAUUGCAUUUGUCUUGUUAUUUGUUAUAUCAUUUGCCACCGGUCCUGGUGGAAUACCAUGGUUCUUUGUAUCUGAAAUUUUUAGUUCUUCUGCCCGUGCAUCAGCAAGUGGCAUAUCGUGCCUUGUAAAUUGGUUUGCUUCAUUUCUUGUAGGAGUAUCUUUUAAAGUAGUUGAAAGUAUCCUGGGAACAUAUACUUUCCUUAUUUUCACAUUUUGCCUUGGAUUUUUCAUUUUCUUUACAUAUAAGUUUGUUCCAGAAACAAAAGGAAAAAGUGUUGAUGAAAUAAAAGUUGAAAUGGAUAGAAUGAAAUCUUUAUAA